AUGACGUAGACAGCACCGCGGAGGGGGAGGCUGAAAUGUCCGCGACCCCGGAGCAUGACGACGUCCCUACGCGGACAUCUGGCGCAGUCCCCGCGCAGACAAAGCGUCGCGACCGGUAUUUAACGUUUGGGCCGCAGGAGGGUCUGACCGCCAGCGCCAAUUGCAGUGUGGGAAAGACGGAACAUUAUGAUGUCAGACCCUGUGUGAGCCAUACCGUACAGGACAUACAUAUUACCUAUGACGACCCAGUGCAUCACGUGACCAGCAGCAAGGAAACGGUUGGUUUCAUCAGCGGGUGCAGGACAGAGGAAUAUGCAGCUUUGCUAGCAAGGAACAGGGAUCUGGAAGCCCUCCAGCAGGAGGCUGUAGAAUGCAGGAAGAGGAAGCCUACUGUCAGGCAGCAGGCGGAGGAAGAGGCGUUCAGACGCUACAUGAAGAUCGUCUGCAAUGAGCCACUUUGCCCAGAGACAGUCCCUCCAGGAUGGGUCACUGGCAGCCCACCCCUGACCCCACCGAACACAAGAAAGAACAAGAAAGUGAAGGAUGGAAAUGCAAAGAAGAACAGCAGGAUCCCUGGACUUAGGCCUCCACUUGGUCGUGCCCACAUGUGGCAAAGCCAAGGGUUCCCUAAUGAGCUGGGGGCUGAAUCUGAGAGUCAAACAAGUAUGAAGGUGUGGGAACUCACAAAACUUCAAAAUACUCAGUCUCUGAGGGUCAGUGACAGCAGUGAGAUCCUGGUCUACAAAGAGGUGAAGAAGAUGAACAUGGGCUUACCAGCAGGACUGAGAAAAAUCCCUCUAAGAGCAGCCACACCUACCUCAACCUUGGUGGAGACCUCCACUGUCUCCUCUGUGAGUGGGGUGGAGGAGCAAUGGAUGGUCAACAGUCAGGACACCUCCCUUUCUCCCCAGCACCCCAAGCUUACCGCAGUCCCACUUUCCAGGAAAGAAACACCUCCAGGAACGCCCCACAAGAAGCCCACAACUCCCCAGUCCUGCAUUCCUUCCCCCAAGCUCCCAGAAUUCAUCAAACAAUUUGUGGACCAUGACUGGUGUAAAGAACUGUUCCCAGAGCUUAAAACUCGGCACACCCUCAGGCCCAAAGACUUUGCCCAGCUACUGCUGAAGCACAUGGAGUGUGUUGAGGCAGAGACCAAGAUGCAGAUGCUAAAAGCGCUGUGGGGGCUACACCAGCAGGGUGCACUAGAGAUCAGUGAGGAGAUCUGCACCGGCCUCAUUGACGUGUUGAAGUCGUCUACCUCGUCAGCAACAGCUAGUGAGAAGCAUUUUCUCACCCAAUUAUUGAGCACACUAGUAUCCCUGGAUUCUGCCAGUCAGAAGCUGGUGGUGGAGCUGCUGGCCUUUCUGGUCCAUGGAGAGCUACAGGACACUGCCCAGUAUUUGCUGGAAGCGAUGGGUGUGAAAGAAGUAGACCUCUGGCUGCGCCCUGAGGUAGAGUUCUGGGACACUGGAUUGGCUGGGAAUCUGGAGCCCCAAGAGGUGCUGAGGAAGAAAGCCGCUGAUUGGUUGGAACUCUGGACCUAUCAGUACAAGGUCAGAAACAGAACCUCGUUCCCCCAGAACCUGAGAGUGAAGGACCUGUUCACCCCUGUCGAUGUGCUCAACUAUUUCUGCUCUCAGAGAAGGGGAAGGCAGAAGCCCCAGCCAUCAUCCUGUCCGCCUGUCCAAACAGAGACCAAACUUCUCUCAUCCCCAAAUUACAGGUUGCAGCCGGUUUACUGCCUAGGGGAAAGGCUUACCUCAGAACAGAAGCCUCACACUAAGGGUGUGAUCCUGCCCCCGCUGCUGAGCCGCCACCCCCCCACCAGCUUCCCUCCCUUCAUCUCCCUGCCCCUGCCCCACGUCAGCACAGGCCACUUCCCCUUUGCCUUCUCCUACUCCGAAGACUGGCGACCCCUAGUGGGGACACGGCAGCACUACUUCUUCCUGGAGCGCUCUUUUGUGGACAAUUACAGAUGACUGUGCUCAGGGGUAUGGGAGACACCCCCCACUCGGACCGUCGGGUGCUCCGCUAAACAGCAGCGAAACUAAAGAAUCCAUAUCUGGGUUAAACCUGCUGCCACCAGCAUUCUGUUUUAUUUACCAAAAAUCUGUGUAGCACAAAAUGGUGGUAAGUGUUUUUUUAAUUGCAGUUGUCUGUGUUAGAGAAUAUGCACACUGCUAUAUGGUCAUAUAUACACUACCAGUCAAAAGUUUUCGCAUGCACAUUUCGCAUGUACAUUUACUAAAAAUACACAAAUAUCUUUGAUUUUUUUAUUGACCCCAUGGGAAAAUUCUCUUUACACCUCCCCCAUCUUGCUCUCUGUAGGUGAGAGCAAGCUAGCCACGAAGGGCA
Molecule: messenger RNA, 2355 nt
Organism: Paramormyrops kingsleyae
Lineage: Eukaryota; Metazoa; Chordata; Actinopteri; Osteoglossiformes; Mormyridae
Source: RefSeq, a predicted model, not a curated record